This is a messenger RNA of Gaeumannomyces tritici R3-111a-1, 4290 nucleotides long. RefSeq lists its product as hypothetical. The coding region runs from base 1 to 4290 and encodes 1429 amino acids. The transcript is spliced from 3 exons. The record is from RefSeq and is a predicted model, not a curated record. Gene Ontology annotation, molecular function: protein binding; histone methyltransferase activity. Lineage: Eukaryota; Fungi; Ascomycota; Sordariomycetes; Magnaporthales; Magnaporthaceae. Gene Ontology annotation, biological process: chromatin remodeling.
AUGCCGCCCAUUCAGGUUUAUGAGAUAUCCGACGACUCUGACGAGGAUCCUGCCUCGCGGCACAAGGCUCAGGCCCAGGGCCUCGCCCAUCCCUUCGCCCAGUCCCAGGCACCAGCCCAGGCUCAGGCCCAGGUACCGCUGCGCGAACACCGUCCUCGCCCGCCCUCGCAGCCACUGGGCGCUCCCUCCCGCAGCGACAAUGUCCAGCGUAGGGACAGGCACGUGACCGGUUCCCGCUCGCCGCCACGGCCGGGCUACGCCCCCUCGACAGCGCGCCCGAGGGAGGCCGUCGUCGCCAAAGCGAGCAUUGGCGGUCACUCCGCCCCCAUCACGGCAGCAACGAGACCGGCUCCUCCCCCGGGCCCUGUGCCGCAACGGGGGGCCGCCCCCGUUUCUGGUCAGGAGCCUGGCGGUUCGCGGUUCAAAGGCCCAGAAGUCCAAAAGACGCCACCAGGAGUGUUUCCACCGGCUUCAGGACGCCCUGUGAUUGCCAGGAAAGCUAGUGCUGCUGCUAGAAACCCUGACGGCCCCGUGGACUCUAUUGUAGCCAGAGAGGCUCCCUGGCCUGCCGAGCCUACAGCACCUGAUGCCAGCGCACCCAUCGCCAGGGAUGCCAACGUCGCCUAUGACACGAUAGAGGCAAAAGAGGCACCGCCCCCGCGCCCUCCCGAGCCCAGGCGCGGUUUUGCGCCCACCCAGCCUCCGCCACGGAAACCUACAGCCGACGCGGCGGACUGCUCCCCAAAACCCCUCCCCACGCCUAAGAAAACCACCAAGGCUACCACAGGCCCUGGUACUGCUGCUGCUGCAUCUCCUAAGGCGUCCAACCCUACCCCACCCCAGAGUAUCGAGGCCGGGUUACGCGGCAUGAUCCCUCAAAUACGUCAGGAUCACGCCAGGCUUGUAGUCUACUGCAUAGAGAACUCGUUCCUGGGGCUGCGCGAAAGCCAGCGCCAUGUCUCGGCGACUGACCACUUUCUUGACAUGAGGGCCACCGAAGUGGACGUCAAUGUCAAGGAUCCCCUUAGCAUGAAGGUCAAGCUGAAACAACAUGGCCGAGAGCACGGCAAAGGCAAGGUGGACAACCGCCUCUGCCGAUAUCGUGUCGACUGCAUCAAGACGGACAAGAAGGCCGUCCCGCCCUACCGCUUUCACCACGUGGACAUACAAAAAAACAUUUUGACCCCCAAUGCCAUGCUCAAGUUCAUCCCCCACCUGAGGGACAUGGAAGCAUCAGAAGAGAAGGUGUUCCAGUUGUGGGUCCAUGAGUUACAGGAGAUGGAUCAGAAAUCGGGGUUCAACACUCUGAAGCAGCAGGACCGGGUCAGCAAGAUCAAGCGGGACGAGCUGGCGGCCACUGUCUUUCUUUACAUAGACCAGUGGCUCGAGGACCUCGAGAUUGACUGUUCACGAGAGAUGCUUCUCGAAUAUCUGACCAAAACCGAGGACCCCGAGGACGAGGCCGCAAUUGGCGAGCGUUUCCAGGGAACUAUAGCCCAACGGUUUACUGUCGCUUUCGGGCGGGCGUUCGGGAGCAAGCUGUCGCUCAGAGAUGUCCUCAAGCUCGACGAGAACUGGGAGACUCUGCUCGACAAGGCACGGGCGGCUGACGAUCCAAAUUCUCAGGGCGAGUCCCAGAAGACGCAGCAGAAUGAGUCCCUGCUCAAGGCUGCAGAGGACUGGCUGACCAGCUACACCUCGCUGGGCUGUCUGAUCUGCUUCAACCACUCGUGUGAGCACGGCGAGUACAUGCACGACAAUCACCGCCGAGCCUAUUCGCUGGAUCAGAUGGGCGGCCUGGGCAUCGCCCUCAAGAAACGACGGGCACAGGCUAGGCGGAAGCAGCUGCAACAGCACGCCUCCCCACGGCACGGAAAGCUGUCGGUAGGGUGCCUAAACAGGUGCUACACCCAAUACGGUGUCGGAAAUCAAUUCCAUGAUAUGCAGGAGUGGAAGGAUAGCGAAAGGAUGCUGCUCAAGACCAUAUUCCUGGUGCUUGGGGAGACGGGCGGCAUACGACCGCAGUGUCUGACGGCGAUGCUCCUGGACAGACCCUGUUUCGAGACCCACAGGGAGAUGCAGCGUCUGGAGCUCAAGAUGCCCCCGCAGCUCGAGGGCCCGGAGAGAGGCGACGUGCCCCGGCCGGUCAAGUCACUGAGCUGGUAUGACCGGAACCGCAAGGUGCUGCAGGGCGACUGGAAAGACCAUACCAAGGCGUAUGAGGCGCCCCGGUUCGAGUCGCACGAUCCGUGCAUCCACGACGGCCCUUGCACCGUCGCCAACGGCUGCGGGUGCGCCAAACUGGGCGUCUUCUGUGAACAUUUCUGCCGCUGCGAAGCCGAGACAUGCCCCCUAAAGUUCACGGGCUGUGCGUGCCACGGCUCUGGCAAGACGUGCCUGGAAACGCACCGCCAGGGCGCGAAGCCGUGCAUCUGCAUCCUGCUCAACCGCGAAUGCGACCCGGUAUUAUGUCAGGGUUGCGGGGUGAGGGAGCGCGCCGAUCCCGAGAACCGCUUUGACGAGGCUCUGCACGCCACAGGCUGUCAAAACUGCGCGCUUCAGCGUGCCGUCUCCAAGCCCGUGUGUCUGGGCGAGUCCCAACUCGACGGCUGCGGCUACGGUCUGUUCACGGCCGUGGACAUCGCCGAAGGCGAGUUCAUUCUCGAGUAUGUAGGCGAGCUGAUCGAGCACGACGAGGGCGUGCGUCGAGAGGCACGACGCGGCAACGUGUUCGACGAGAGCGAAAAUGUCUCCUAUCUCUUCACCUUGCUCGAGGACGACGGCAUAUGGGUCGACGCGGCCGUGUACGGGAACCUGAGUCGCUACAUGAACCACGCCGAGCAGGGCAAGAAGAGCUGCAACGUCGUGCCCAAGAUUGUCUAUGUCAACGGCGAGUUCCGCAUCCGCUUCACUGCCCAACGUGACAUCAAGGUCGGCGAAGAGCUCUUCUUCAACUACGGCGAAAACUUCCCUAACCUCACCAAGAAGCGGCUCGAAGACAAGGCCGAAGACACUAAUGGUGGCGACGCUUUCGACAUGGUUGCUGACGGAGGCGAUGAGGGUGACUUUGGGGGCGGAUCGGCGGCGGCCUCCAAGAACGCCCGGCCCCGAAAAAAGCCAGGCCCAAAACCGACCAAAGGCAAGCGAGGGGGCGCCCGUCCAGGCGCCGGUAGGAAACCCAACAGUGCCAAGAACCUCGGUGGGGUACAACAGACCAAGUCCGCCGCAGGAGCAGCAGCAGCGACGGCGGCAAAAGGAAGAAAGAAGCCAGGUCCCAAGCCUCGUCAAGGGGCCCGCAAAGAAGCACCGCCCUCAAAGCCUGUCCAGCAGGCAUGGGGCCGCGAGGAACAGGAUAAUGAGUCGGAUCGCGGUGUCCGCACAGAUUCCGUGCGCGACGACGACGCAAGGAUAUACGAGGUGGAGGAUGACGAUGAUGAGCCCCACCAGCUGCGGCAGCGUAGAGGCCUAGCGGGAGCGAGUAACGGUGCCACCAGGCGCAGCAAACGCAAGUUGGCCGAAGCCGAAGACGACGACGACUACGAGGAUGGCGGUGGCUCCGACAGCAACACCAACAGCCGAGGGAGGCCGACCCGCCGCGCAGCUAAGAGGUCUCGGGUUGAGGCCGACGCCUCGUCCUCGUCGGCCGCGGCGGCGACAUCCAAGAAGCAAAAGGGCGUCGCCUCCGCCUCCGCCCCCGCCCCCGCCGCCUUCAACGGCGCCACUACGACCGGGCGCUUCGUGUUCAGCGGCGAUACCCGUGAUUUUGACGAUGACAAAUCCGCCCCUCCGAGGCCAACGACCGGCAGGUCCGUUGCGGUCGCCAGCAGGACCGAGUCUGUCGAGAUCGCCGAUAGCAUUGAAGGCAGCGCCAGGCUUGACGACAACGGCAGCAGCGACGAGGACGAGGAUCAGGACGACGAGGAUGAGGACGACGUCAUUGACCGCUCCCGUCGCAACCGGCGACGUCCCGCCAGCAUUAUAACCUCCUACUCUCCCGAGACCCGUGAUCUUCGGACACUAUACCUGGCGCCGUACUCCUUGUGUACGAAUAAGCGGCCGACCAGCGGGUGGGCAACCAAAAACGAUAUUUGGUGUAUAUUUGUUACGGGCGGGCUUUUCUUUUUCUCAUGUAUCUGGGCGGCCGGCGAAGACGGAGGUCGUGAGUUCACCAGUAUCUUAAUCUUGAUUGUCGCGCAAUGGUUUGCCCUCAUCAUGACCACGUUAUCGUAUCUUCAAUACGAGCAAAUAAUAGACCAGCCUAUUGCCGGUAAGGACUUCACCACCACCUAA